Messenger RNA from Thrips palmi, 634 nucleotides. RefSeq names its product cuticle protein 19-like. Bases 34 to 378 code for a protein of 114 amino acids. Gene Ontology annotation, cellular component: extracellular matrix. NCBI's taxonomy places the organism in Eukaryota, Metazoa, Arthropoda, Insecta, Thysanoptera, Thripidae. The record is from RefSeq and is a predicted model, not a curated record. The transcript has 3 exons.
GCCGUCGUCCGCCCGAUCGCCGCCGCCCCCGUCAUGUCCGCAAUCAAGGUCGCCGUGGUGGUGUGCGCGCUUGUCGCCGUGGUGCAGGCCAGGCCGGGGACGCCCGCCAGGGUCGGAUACGCGCCGCUGGAGGACCACCACGACCACCAGGACUACCACGCCCACCCCAAGUACUCCUACAAGUACGGCGUGAGCGACCACCACACCGGCGACAUCAAGAGCGCGCACGAGACCCGGGACGGCGACGUGGUCAAGGGGCAGUACAGCCUGGUGGAGGCGGACGGCACCAUCCGCACCGUGGACUACACGGCGGACGACCACAACGGCUUCAACGCCGUGGUCACCAAGUCCGGCCACCCCCACGGCCACCACCCUUGAGACUGCAGCAGAACAACUACGAAUGAUGUGUGCCUGUGAGAGUGUGUGCGUGUGUGUGUCUGAAAGACAAGUGUUACAGCUGUAUGUAUAUUGUAAAGAUAAUUUUAUCGUUUUCUUUUUAAAAUUUGUUAUUUAACUAAUUGAGACAAACAUGGCUAUCUGCUUUAUGCAAAUGCAUACCUAAUGAGUGUAAGAGAGUAAAGACUUCAUUGCAAUGCUUACUUGUGUGUUUUUCGAUCUUUUAAAAGAAGUUUAA